This is a messenger RNA of Colias croceus (clouded yellow), 4878 nucleotides long. Its product is annotated as protogenin A-like. Gene Ontology annotation, molecular function: protein binding. The transcript is spliced from 25 exons. NCBI's taxonomy places the organism in Eukaryota, Metazoa, Arthropoda, Insecta, Lepidoptera, Pieridae. The record is from RefSeq and is a predicted model, not a curated record. Bases 74 to 3703 code for a protein of 1209 amino acids.
AGCGGGCUGCGCCGUUCGUGUCCACGCAGCCCGCUUUGACGAUAUCGUGUUCAGUGCAAAUGAUUUUGUUUUUAUGGCGCUCAUAUUACUACAAGUGUUGGUGUUGGGUGUGAUCGCGGCUGCCGUCGACGAUGUGCCGGUAACAUGGUCGCCGAGCGGCCGCAGCGCGGUGCUGGGCUGCGAGGUGGCGGGCUGGUCGCGCGUGCAGGCCCGCCGCCCGCCGCCGCCGCUCGACGAUGAGCGGGCGUUCUGGCCGGCGGCCGCUUGGCGGAGAGGGGAUCGGGAGUUCUCUUAUAAACGGGUGUCCGAAAACAAUAAUUUUGAAGUACGCAAGAAUGGGGGUGGCGAUGGCGUCUACCAGUGCAAGGUGCGGCACCACGACGGUGCGGUGCUCGGAUAUCCAGUUAAUCUUAAAUUUUCAUAUAUGGACAAACUGUUUACAUCUCAACCUGAUGAUGUAAUGGCGAAGCUCGGACAGCCUCUAUCCAUUGCCUGCAGCAUCGGUUCAGGUCCUCCCGCCACUAUUACGUGGAAGAAGAAUGGAGAAACCCUUCCAGAAAAUCCUAGAUAUCAUCAGCUUCAACACGAGCUGCUGAUCACAGACGUAACGAGAGAAGAUGCUGGAGUGUACAAAUGUAUAGCAACAAACACAAACGCGGACAAGACGAAAUACAGCAGACCAGGUCGGGUGGAAGUCCAGGAGUCGUCAGAUGAGGAACCGGCGCUGUUACCAGUGAAGCAUGAGGCACAAGUGGCCAGGCCAAGAUGGAGUAACUUGAAACUUGCGUGUCCUGUCACAGGGUGGCCAAGACCUAAGUUAAUCUGGGAGCUGACACCCCCUGGGGGUAGGACCAGUGAGUUGGAGAGCAGCGAGGAGGUGCUGCAGUUGGUCAGCCUGGAUGAUGACCAGGUUGGGGUCUACUCCUGCUCCGUGGAGGGGAGGAGCGAUGUGGUUAAGACUUUCAACGUGACCUACACGGAGCCGGUUAUGAUCACGCUCCCACCUGUCUCCAAGGAGGCGAUGAGGGCCAGUACUGUGCGGUUCAACUGCACGGCGACAGGAACUCCAGCACCAAAGAUUACGUGGUACAAGGAUGCUGAGCUGCUGCAGCUGGCUGGCAGGAUAAAUUUACGAACAUCAGCGGACCGCAAGCGCAUCGAGUUGGUAAUCAGUGGAGUUACUUCCGACGAUGCAGGCGUGUACCAAUGUUUCGCGUCGAAUGGUAUAUCGAUAGCGUCCCAAUGGGGGGAGCUGAACGUGACGGGCCCGGGGGCUGCGGCCCCGCAGAGCGUGCAGUGCGCGCCCGCAGGCCCCGCGGCUGUGGCGCUCCGCUGGCGUCCUGCCGCCAGUCAGGUGAUCGCGUAUACUGUGGACUCGGCGCCCAGAGACAAGCCGGGCAACAUGCGCACAGAGCAACCGCACACGAACACGCAAGAAACGGUGAAACUCCGGGAACCGCUCACACCGUACAAGUUCCAAGUGCGCGCGUACAUCCCGCUGCCGACCAACAAGAACGUGGCCAGCGAUAUGUCCGAGAGCGUCGUGUGUAUGGGGCAGGGGGUGCCAAUAAAACUGCUAAAACAAGAGGACGGUAUCCUUGUUUCCUGGAGACAGUUCGCGUUCGACACUCCUGGUGUGGUGCAGUGGAUACUGCAGCUCGCUAACGACACGUCAGCAAGUGCUCACGUGACGAAUGUCACAUUGGAUGGAGCCGUGUAUAAUUAUACUAUUGAAGAACCAUCUUCCCAUCAAUACGUGCGAGUGCUCGGUUCGAGAACGUUGGAAUGGCUGCCACAGAACCUGUCCCUGGUGGAGUGGAGUAGUACAGACACGGCUGGCCUGGACACGGACGAUUGGGAAACAACAGCGAUUCCAUACGAGCUGGAAGCCCGCGAAGUAUCAGAGCACGGGUUCACACUGCAGUGGCGGUGUGAAGGUGCCCCAAGUGCGUACCUGGUGUGCGUGCGCAGGGUCGAUGGCGCGGAUGAGUGUCAGGAGAGUCAAAAACCAAGCGCCACAAUCGAGGGUCUGCAACCGGACAGCGAGUACGAGGUGCGUGUCAAAGUGCGCGCUUCCAACGCCUUCUCGUCGCCGUAUAGAGUGCAUACUGCGCCUGCUGGUCCGCCGCGUUUCAAGGAGCUGCGGUACGAGACGCUGAACGCGAGCGCGGUGCGCGUGCGCUGGGCGGGGCCGCGCGGCAACUACACCGUGCGGCACAGCGCGCGCCUGCGCCUGCCCGUCGAGCUGUGGGCCGCGCUGCACACCGCCGGCCCCAGCGCCGUGGUGAGUGUGGGGCCAGCGCUGGGCGGGGCCGCGCGGCAACUACACCGUGCGGCACAGCGCGCGCCUGCGCCUGCCCGUCGAGCUGUGGGCCGCGCUGCACACCGCCGGCCCCAGCGCCGUGGUGAGUGUGGGGCCAGCGCUGGGCGGGGCCGCGCGGCAACUACACCGUGCGGCACAGCGCGCGCCUGCGCCUGCCCGUCGAGCUGUGGGCCGCGCUGCACACCGCCGGCCCCAGCGCCGUGCGCGCGCCUGCGCCUGCCCGUCGAGCUGUGGGCCGCGCUGCACACCGCCGGCCCCAGCGCCGUGGUGAGUGUGGGGCCAGCGCUGGGCGGGGCCGCGCGGCAACUACACCGUGCGGCACAGCGCGCGCCUGCGCCUGCCCGUCGAGCUCGCUGGGCGGGGCCGCGCGGCAACUACACCGUGCGGCACAGCGCGCGCCUGCGCCUGCCCGUCGAGCUGUGGGCCGCGCUGCACACCGCCGGCCCCAGCGCCGUGAUAAACGGCAUCGACCCGACGGAGCCAACGUACGUGAUAGUGACGGGGUACGCACCGUACGCACACAGUCCCGUACUCACCAUACCCGUGCAGGGAGUCGAACUGGACUCGAAGGACCUACAAUACGAGUACACGAGCGCGGGUGUACGUGUGUUCUGGAACAGUGCUGGCCCCAGAGUGGUGCGAUUUACGCAGAACAUCACGCAGCCGUUGGAGACCUGGCGGGCUGUGAAUGUCACCGAUUCUAGUGUUGAGCUAACGGACUUAGACCCAAAGUUGCCCGUGUACGUGAUGGUAUCCCUCGCGGGUGUGGGCAAGCGGAACCAGGUGCUGAACAUACCUCCGAAUCCGAACAAUAACUUUGGCUUCCAUUUGGGUAUCGGGUUGGGUGUGUGCUUUUGCGUGAUGUGCGUGUUGGCGGCCAUCUUUGUGUGCGUCUGGAGGAAACGAAAGUCGAGAAAUCGGACACCUGUUAGGGCGCGACGACCAAAUGCAUCGCCGGGUAACGCGGAAGAGGAGGGAUCGGAAAUGAGGGCCGCGGCGCCGCGCGUCAACGGCACCGAGCCGCUGCUCAACGGGCACCUGCAGCAUCACCACCAUGGCAAAAUGCCAAACGGCAAAAUGCGGAAAGGUCGUCGCGUGGACGAGUUGGACGCGUUGGACGUGUCGCGCUACUCACCCGACACGACCGCGGAGACGGUGCUGGACGCCAGCACGCCUUCGCUUCGCCCGCUCGGCCCGCUCGGCCCGCUCGGCCCGCUCGGCCCGCUCGCCGCGCUCGACGUGUCGCGCGCCGAGCCCGAGCCGCUCGCCGAGCCGCUCGGCAAGCUGCCCGACGACAACAUGAACUCGGAGCUCACCCGCGGCCCGCGCUUCCAACUAGACAACAGUAAAAUCCAACCCACGCUCCAGCCGAACGGUUGAGCCCCCCCUCCCCCCCGCCGCCGGAACCACACGGGGGUAGGUGACCCCCCCACACCCCACACACCCCCCACCCCCCGGGGGACGGCGGGCCGCGUCUCGUUCCUAUGCUAGAAUUUAUUUUCGACGAAGGCUGAUUAUUAAACAAUAGUACGGGUAAUUUAGUUUCGAGACGCAGCGCCCGAGCGCACGCGCAGACACACGAGCACCGAACCGUAUUUAUUUCCCCCACUAGAUAGAAGCCCCAGACGCUACAGUUACCGCGCCCCACAUUCCAAUAUAUAUAUAUAUAUUUAUUAUAUACGAAGCGCACACCCGUUACGCGAAUCGAAUUAGAUAGUGAAUAAAAUUAUAUGAAUCGACAACGAACUACCGAUAUUGAGAGUGACAUAGUUUAAUGUUCGUUGAUGUUGAUGUUUGGAGGGGGGUGGAUGGAAGGCUAUGCGUGCAGGCUUGCCCAUUGCUCAAACUUAUUGUGGACGACUCGUCUUUAGAUAAGGUCUAGAAUAAGCGGUGAAAUGUUCUGGGAACGCGUAUUUUGCAAUUUAACAUUAAGGUUCCUAAAGUUCUUUUAGCCGUACGCCCUUUAGAACGAGAAUACUGACCUCCUUUUACGUUAAUUCCCACGUUUUAGAUGUAACGCCAUAUUUGCGUAGCAAGAAAUCCAUCCUUCUCGCUAGCUGAGAGAAGCCCCUACAGUUCGUUGUUUACCCAUAUCACAAUUACAAUCUACCUCAUUUUCUUGAUUAUAAGGUUAAAGUUGAUUAAGUUGGCCCCAGUUGGCACCCGGUUAGGUAGCAUUUGUUUAUUUAUUUCAUAGUUUUUAAGGUUUUGUCCAACAUACAACACUGGAUUUGUCAGCUUUUCGGUACAAGCACCUUGUAGUAAAUUGUAAGUACAAUGUGUUUUAAACAGUCAAAACGUUUAGAGUAUAAUAUUAAAGUAAUUUGCUAUUCAAUACUAACUAAGUAUAAUAAUAUCUGAAUAAAUAAUUAGCACAUAUUGAAUUAAGCCUAAAAUUAAAAGUAGAGGGACGUUCCAAUAAUUGACUAUUACAAAUAAUUUAAGUGUUGUUAUAGUCGUAAACUAUUUUAACUGCUUAUUUGUUUUCAUAAACGAAGAGAUCAUUUUAGAAACAAGAAAAUCAUUUCUGCUUGUUAUAAAAUGCAUUAACUAAU